ACCUCAAGCCAAUUUCCAAAGAUGAUGCUAUACUUCCAGAGGUUUUCAGUGAGCUGCUUGUACGGAAGUGUCAGCAUAAGUAAUCAAUAUGGUAUCGCGGAAAGUCUGUGCGGUUACGUGUCAAGCAGUAAAGUCUACACUUACAAUGGUGACGUCAAGAUAAAAUACACCUCUAGACCCCUACAGUGGGUCCACGCAUCAUUAUCUUUGAUCGUAGCGCUGUAUUCGGAUUCAAAGAACAUGACGGAUCAUUGUGGGUCUCGCAUCGCAUCGUUUGUCAAUCACCAACUCAUACUUGACUUUUCUGGCGACGACGAUUGCGAGGUUACUUUAGAAACUACCAAUCAGUUCCCAAUGUUGAUGCUUUACUUCGCGACUCCAGUGAGCUGCGAUUCCGGAUAUGUCAGCAUAACAAAUCAAGACGAUAAAUGUCAAAGCUGGGGCCACGUGUGUGACAACGGGCGAUGUAUCGACGCUAAAGUGUAUUGCAACGGCUACGAUUCUUGCGGUGACAACUCUGGCUGUUGGGUCAUCCCCACCAACCCCACCAACCCCAUGAUUUUGGAUUGGAAUGUCCGCACCACUUCUGACACAAAGACGAAGGUGACGAAAGUGAAGACAACUCAAGCGUACUCGUAGGGCCUGGCAUUGGUGUUGUCGUUUUUAUCAUCGUCAUUUUUAUUGUCACGAGGGUCAUUUACAGACGAAUACAAGUCGGACCGCCUUCUAGGCAAACUCGCCCAAUUGCGCAACCUCGUCUUACUGCGCCUCCGAUGCAAGAUGAGUCAACAAAUCUUGAGCAGACUAAACAGGGGUUUUCAAACGAGCUGUACGUUAUACAGGUGCAACAAACAAGAAAAAAUGUUCCUCACAGAAUGCCAUUGUAUUUCCAGUUACC
This is a messenger RNA of Dreissena polymorpha, 898 nucleotides long. RefSeq lists its product as uncharacterized. The transcript has 5 exons. Gene Ontology annotation, molecular function: protein binding. The coding region runs from base 22 to 639 and encodes 205 amino acids. The record is from RefSeq and is a predicted model, not a curated record. Lineage: Eukaryota; Metazoa; Mollusca; Bivalvia; Myida; Dreissenidae.